GAGCUCAUAAGCAUAACGUCGUUAAAUUAACCGUUUACCAGCGCGUGCAGUUAAGUGUAAGCUAGCUUCAACAACUUUGCAGCCAUAUAUUUUAUUUCUCUAGCUUAACGUUAGUGUAAUUUUAAGGGAAACUGAAGCAGUAACACGAUAUUAUUACUUUUACUACAGUCGUUUGCUCUUUCUUAGACUGGUACAAUGAUAAAGUUAAACUGUGUGAAUCUUGACAGGUUUAUGGAGGACUUUACUCAACUAGAACAGAAAAUUACAGAGGUUACUGGCAAAAACAGCGUGUUGGAGAUCAUGCUGGAGGAUGCCAAUAGACUCAUGAAAUUCUAUCUGGCUAAGGAGAAGAGUGUGGUCGAGGAGAGAGACAGUCUCCUGGUCACUGUGAACAGACUGCAGCAGACUCUGCAGGAGCAGUGCAACCUCAGAGUGGAGAAUGAGAGACUGAAGAACGACAUGGCUGACCUGAAACAACAGAACAAGAGAACAGCAGAGGAUGGAGAGGCUGAGCUUCAGCAGCUGGCCAGUGAAAUGAGAACAGAAGCAGAGAGACACCAGAGGGCGCUAGAGACUGUCAGGCAGCAGUGCAGGAGAGAGGUGGAGGCCGUCCACAGGAAGGGCUUCCAGCAGCUGGAAGCUAAAGAUGCCGAAGUGAAGAAUCUGAUGGAGAAAAAGGAUCUGGACCUGGAGGAGUUGAGGAAGAGGCUGAAGGAACAGGAGAGGGAGAGGCAGAGCGAGCUCCUCAAGUUACAAAUGGAGUUUGGUGCAAAGUUAGCCAGAGUUCAGAGUACAGCUCAGCUGAGCCAGCAGCAGCAGCAGCAGCAACAACACGGCUCCAACCUUAUUCCACAGAGCGUCUUCAAGAGGGUGAGCAGCCCACACAGCACCUUUUACAUCAUAGAGAAGCUGCAGUUCUUCCAAGAAGAGAAGAACAAGGAAAUUGUUGCUCUGCGUCAGAGAAUCAAAGAGCUGGAAGAGAGCCAGCGUGCCGGCAACUUCAGCGACAGCCGUCUAAAGAAAAGAAAGAUCUAGUUUGUUUACAGUAGCCAGAAGUUGUUGACACGUCAACUCUGCAGAUGCAUGAAUCUCCACACCUUCCGGGGGGGGGGGGGCAGAAGUGACUGAAGUGAUUUAAAAUUUCCAGAUUUGUAUUUCAGUUUCAUUUCAAAGCUAAAUUCGUCUCAUCAGGUGAGUGUGCAGAGAGCACAUUUAUACACAGGGCAUAUUCCUGUAAGUCUUUAAUCCAAUCAGCUGCCUGCAUGGAAGGGCAGGAGGGGGAGGCGCUGAAGUAGGAGAAGCCCACUUCUGAAUAAAUCAGAUAGCUUGAAGUCCAAACCCAUUCAGGGAGUUUAACCUGUUCAUCUCCUUUUUUUCAAAGAAAACUUGUGUUCUACUCAUCUUGUCAUUUUGGAAAAGCAGAGCUCUUAAACUCUACUGCCUUUCAUUUGUGUUCAUGAUUUCCCAUUGUUGUUUAGGAAAGUAAAAGUUACGUCUACCCGAAUAAU
Messenger RNA from Sander lucioperca (pikeperch), 1508 nucleotides. Its product is annotated as coiled-coil domain-containing protein 152. Lineage: Eukaryota; Metazoa; Chordata; Actinopteri; Perciformes; Percidae. The record is from RefSeq and is a predicted model, not a curated record. Bases 196 to 1035 code for a protein of 279 amino acids. The transcript is spliced from 8 exons.